AGAGCGAAUUCUCAAGAAGAUUUGGGCUUUCGGCCGAACCAACAGGCCCAUCUUCUUCUUUCUUUUUUUUCUUUUCUUAAUAAAAUUAUAAAACUAGGGUUUGUGAGAAAUUGGGUCGUGAGAGGAAUGGGGAAACGGAAGGAGAAGAAGAAGAAGAGCAAGAUGUCCAAAUCUUCCAGAGCUAAACUACAAAGGCUCAAAUAUAUACAAGUUAUCGAAGAAUUGGGAGCCGAACUCGUGCAGUUACAAAUUACUAACGAGAAAUUGAAUGGUGACGGUGUCGAGGGUCUGAGCUACACCGAGCUGGAAUCACUUGUAAGUAUUUUAAGGGAGGGACAAAGCCGUGUAAUGGAGCAACAGGAAAAGGCACUUUGUCAAUAUACAGUCAGUCAGAUGGCAGAGUUCCAAGUUAUGGGGGAAGAAUGGGUUGAACAAAUGGCGAAAGAGGAACACGCCCGUCAAUUUCUUUUGUCCAAGAGAAGAAGAGAGUUUAGGCGCAAGGCUAGACAACUCCGGCUCAGCUCUCUCGAUUCCCCACAGGAGCUCGAGCAUAGCCAGGACCAUACAGAUCUGGUGGAACGCAUUGAGUUGUUGAAGAGCGAGAAGGAGAGACUGGUGCUUUGGAACCAGAGAAUGAUUGGUAAAGAGCUCGACGGUAUGGAUCAGUUCGAGCUCGAUGUAUUUCUGAGUGAUGUCAACCUUGGUCUCCGCAGUGUGCGGGACGAGAUGAUGAGUAGAAUCCGCUCUACUAGGCAGAGCAACAAGCAGAGCAACGAGGAACUAAUCUCUCAGACUCAGAGCAGCAUCAAGGAACUGAGCAGCCCGGGAAAGAUGGACGAGAUGCCUAGAAUUCGAGCUAGUAGCAGCAACGAGUCAACCUUGGAGUUCUUACAAGUUCAUACCUCUCCCUCGGAUGUCAGUGGUCUAGGGUGUUAAACACAUUUUAUAUCAAAACACAUUAUGUUCUUCAUAUAUCAUAGGACGGUAAGCAUCAUAACGAACUUUCUCUUUGGCCACAAUUUCAAAUUCUC
Messenger RNA from Arabidopsis arenosa, 1031 nucleotides. Lineage: Eukaryota; Viridiplantae; Streptophyta; Magnoliopsida; Brassicales; Brassicaceae. The record is from the annotation of a GenBank genome assembly.